AUGAGGACUAGCCAACUUCCCAAACGGUUCUCUUAAAAAACCCUAGUAGGUUUCCAGCGCUUGCGUCUUCUGUUCUCUCUGCGCCUGUAGUGCCACUCUCGUAUCCAAUCGUGGUGUGUUUAGCAGAGUAAGCGAAGAUGGCGAAGAAGAAAGAGAGACCAGUGAAUGUCUCCGGGAAAGCAAAACACUCGCUGGAUGCGAACAGAGAUGCGAAUGGAACCAAAGGCGGCCGCAGCGCCGCCACGGUGCGGCGGCUCAAGAUGUACAAUUCGAGGCCCAAGCGUGACCGCAAAGGCAAGGUUCUCAAGCACGAGCUUCAGUCCAAGGAUUUGCCCUCCACUCGUAUCCAACCCGAUCGCCGCUGGUUUGGUAAUACUCGAGUUGUGAAUCAGAAAGAGCUUGAAUUUUUUCGCGAAGAGCUCCAGAGCCGAAUGUCGAGUAAUUACAAUGUCAUAUUGAAGGAGAAGAAACUGCCCAUGUCCCUUUUAAAUGACCAUCAGAAGCAAGCCAGAGUUCAUCUUCUUGAUACAGAACCUUUUGAGGAUGCCUUUGGACCUAAGAAGAGGAGGAAGCGCCCAAAGCUUAUGGUAUCUGAUUAUGAGUCAUUAGCUAGGAAGGCUGAUGGUUCUCAAGAUGCCUUUGAAGAGAAAUAUGGUGUCGGUACAUCUGCAGAAGUAAAUGAAGGGGAUGGGUUCAGGGACCUGGUUCGACAUACAAUGUUUGAGAAGGGUCAAAGUAAACGCAUAUGGGGUGAGCUCUACAAAGUAAUAGACUCGUCAGAUGUUGUUGUCCAGGUUUUGGAUGCUAGGGAUCCACAAGGUACUAGAUGCUAUCAUUUGGAGAAGCAUUUGAAAGAGCAUUGCAAACAUAAGCACAUGAUUCUUUUGUUAAACAAGUGUGAUCUGGUCCCUGCUUGGGCAACAAAAGGAUGGCUUAGAGUAUUAUCCAAGGAGUAUCCAACUCUAGCAUUCCAUGCAAGCAUUAAUAAGUCGUUUGGCAAGGGUUCUCUUCUAUCAGUCUUGAGACAAUUUGCCCGCAUAAAAAGUGACAAGCAAGCGAUAUCUGUGGGAUUUGUGGGGUAUCCCAAUGUUGGAAAGUCAUCAGUUAUCAACACACUCCGUACAAAAAAUGUCUGCAAGGUUGCUCCUAUUCCCGGAGAGACUAAAGUGUGGCAAUACAUAACACUUACAAAGAGGAUCUUCUUGAUUGACUGCCCUGGAGUUGUUUACCAAAACAGAGACACAGAAACGGAUAUUGUAUUGAAGGGUGUGGUACGUGUCACAAAUUUGCAUGACGCUUCUGAACACAUUGGAGAAGUUUUGAAACGUGUGAAAAGGGAGCACCUGGAAAGGGCAUAUAAGAUAAAGGAGUGGGAGGAUGACAAUGACUUUCUUGUUCAGCUAUGUAAAUUAACAGGCAAACUGUUAAGGGGUGGUGAACCUGACUUGAUGACUGCAGCAAAGAUGGUCCUCCAUGAUUGGCAGAGGGGUAAGAUACCCUUCUUUGUUCCUCCCCCACGGGAAGGGGAUGACUUAUCUGUGGAACCCAAAGAAUCUGUUGUAGAAGACGACAAGGUGGUUGAUGAUGAUCAGGCAUCGGCAGCUAGAAGAGCCAUUGCAAACGUUAUAUCAACCCAGCAGCUAAAAGAUGUACCCAUUCAGGAGGAUCUUUUUAGCGAGAAUGAAUUAAUGGGUGAGAUGCCUGACCAGGUUCCAGCCACCGAGGCAUAGAUUCUUGUUUCUAGUGUACACUUUACACAGAGAGAGAGAGAGAGAGAGAGAGAGAGAGAGAGAGUUUUCUUAGUUACCCUCAACCAAAAGAAUGGUCUGUUGUUUCUAUAUACUAUUUCAAUUUUGUAGCAUGGCAUAUUCUUGUUAGUUGUUUGAAGACUGAAUGCUGCUUUUAGUGGCUCAAUCUUUGUAUGCAUCGUUAUGCUUAGAUUAUGCUACCGAUUAUGGAUCUCUCCUUGUUACUUGCAAAGUUCCAUUUGCUAAUGGGUAGUUCAUUUUUAUGCGACUA
This is a messenger RNA of Camellia sinensis, 2019 nucleotides long. It is a transcript of the gene ATNUG2, whose product is annotated as GTP-binding family protein. Gene Ontology annotation, molecular function: GTP binding. Gene Ontology annotation, cellular component: nucleolus. The record is from RefSeq and is a predicted model, not a curated record. Lineage: Eukaryota; Viridiplantae; Streptophyta; Magnoliopsida; Ericales; Theaceae.